AUGAGCGUGGAAAAGGCAUCUGCGAAUCUCACUUCCCAACCUUCGGUAUCUGAUACCAAUACCGGUGCUGCUCCCCCAGCGCAGACCUCGUUAAGUAAUGACAAGUUCCUGUUUGAUUGUGAUCAUUUGAUCAACUUCUGCACUCAGUUUGAGCAGUGUGAGAUCCAAGAUCAAACGGAUUCGGUAUUGGAAGUAAGGUUGGAGGACUUGGAGCAUAGGUGGCAGCGACUUCAGACUACAUAUGAGAGUCUUAUGCUAGCUCCGAGAGGUACCAAUUCGAAGGACUUUAGAGACAACGCACUGGUUAAUUUUAAUGCCAGCUCAGAGGCCUAUUAUACGGCGAGAUCCCAAAUACUCGAUAUGCUAAGAAUAUCUGGUGGAAAUACUCGCCAGAAUGCAAGGCACAGCCUUAUUCCGGCUUAUAUUCCCCAACCAGCCGCUAAUCACUCGUCUCAUGAUGUUGCUGACAGUUACAUCAAAGUCCCUCCCUGUGAUACCGAGAUAUUCAAGGGAGGUUAUGAAGAAUGGCCGUCAUUUCGUGACAUGUUCACGGCGGUCUACGCGGACCAUCCAAAAUUGACCCGAGCUCAAAAGUUAUAUCAUCUGCGAAAUAAGACUAGAGGUGACGCCGGUGCCAUAGUCAAGCGAUAUGCGCUCUGCGAUGAGAACUUUGAUCUUGCUUGGAGUGCCUUGAAGGCUCGCUAUGAAAAUAAGCGAGUCUUAGUAGACAAUCAACUGAAGAUUCUCUUCAGUAUCCCAACUGCCACUGUGGAGAACAGUGAAGCAAUUCACAGGAUUCAAUCCACAGUUAACGAUUGUCUCUGCACCCUCAGGACACUUAACGUCAAUGUUGGAAGCUGGGAUCCAAUUUUGUUGUACUUGGUAUCGACCAAGUUGCCAGAUGAAACACUGGCUCUCUGGGAACAGUCUCUCACAUCUCACCGUGAGCUUCCCACUUGGAACCAGCUGGAUGAAUUUCUCAUCAGCCGCUAUGAAAUCGUGGAACGCCUUUCGAGCAUGAAGGCCACGAAAACCAGAGGUUCGCUCCCGUCUCAGAACAGUGGUAAGAUACAAACUUACCACUCGCAAGAAAAGCUAAGCUCUUCUUGCCCCCUGUGCAAUUCCGACCACACUAUAAGAAGCUGUGGGCAAUUUCGAAAAUAUUCCGCACAACAACGCAACGAAUUUGCACACAGGCAUAAGUUGUGUAUGAAUUGCCUCUCCUCGUCUCAUCUCAAGACAAAUUGCAAGAGUAUAAACACUUGCAUCAUAUGUCACAAGCCACACCAUACUCUGCUGCACUUUAGGGGUAAGCCAGAAGAGAAGACUGAUGAUCGCCCAAAUCAUUCUAAUCACGAAGACAACAAGAGUCACGCGAAAUCUUCGGGCGUAAGCCCAAAAGACACCUCUCUUAAUGAAGCUCCCUCCACUUCAAGCGCCAAUCGCUCCUCUCAUGUUCAGGCUAAUUUCUCAUCCAACAACGAGACGAUUUUACUACGAACAGCUCUAGUUCGUGUUGAACAUCAAGGGGAGUUGUUCACUUUGAGAGCCCUGAUUGAUCCCGGUUCUCAACGAACCUUUAUAACCCAACGAAUUCAGAAGCGCUUGCAAAUUCCCACUUCCAGAGCGCACUUCGAAAUUUUUGGUAUUGGAGAACAGACUCAAACUUCGGAAAAGGAAUGCCAACUCGUCAUUGUCGCUGAAAAAUACGAUGUUCGCUUCACAGUCUCGGCAAUAGUUCUGCCUAAAAUGACAAAAUGGCUACCCUCUGUUUCAUUUGAAGUUUCAAAUCCCUCAGAUCUGGAGGAACUUGAUUUAGCCGAUCCAAACUUCAAUAAAUCCGCUCAAAUUGACCUAAUUUUAGGCAACGAUUCUGAACGCUUCAUCAGCAUGGAAGGAAUCAGAAAGAACGUAUGUGGCGAUACCUCAGCAUACAAUACAGUAUUUGGCUGGGUAUUGAGCGGUCCAAUGCAAACUGAAAGAAUUUUCUCAUUUUCCACUAACGUGGUUGAAUCCGAGGAUAUAAAAAUAAGCGAACUUCUGAGAAAAUUCUGGGAGCAAGAAGAGGUACCCAUGGCUCCCCCUCUUUGUGAGGAAGAUCAGUUUUGCGAAGAGUUCUACUCUAAAACUACCACCAGAUCCCCGGAUGGUAGAUACAUCGUGAGACUGCCUUUCAAGGCAGAGUUCUCCGAUUCCCUGUCUCUCGGCUCUUCUCGCUUUCUCGCUCUAGCUCAAUACAAUCGUAUGGAGACAAAGCUCUCUGAUGACCCCGAGCUAAAUACAGAGUACAAUUCAGUGUUAAGCGAGUACCUUUCUCUCGGUCAUGCUGAAGAAACCUCUUCUCAGGAGAUAAACUGUUAUGGGAAAUACAAUUCCUUUUAUCUCCCUCACCACGCCGUCAUUCGUCCAGAGCAUAAAUCCACAAAGGUGAGAGUUGUGUUUAAUGCGUCUCGUAAGAGCAAAUCUGGAUACUCUCUGAAUGACGUGCUGCACACUGGGCCUACGCUACAAACCGAUUUGACAUCUGUUAUCCUCGGCUGGCGCAGAUACAGAUAUGUAUUCUGCGGGGAUAUUCAAAAAAUGUAUAGGCAGAUAUGGUUGCAUCCAAUCGAUAGAGCCUAUCAGCGAAUACUUUUCAGGCCGGAUCCUACGGGACCGGUAAAAGAUUUCGAACUAAAAACGGUUACCUUUGGCCUCAACUGCGCCCCGUUUUUAGCCAUCCGCACCCUUUUGAAACUGGCCGCUGACUCUGAGAACAAAUUUCCCAAUGUCGCAGAGACAUUGAGGAAAGAGACAUAUGUCGACGACAUUUUGUCCGGAGGCUUCUCUAUUGAAGACACCAUUCAAGCGCAAGGGGACAUAAUCUCGGUCCUUGCGCAGGCAGGGUUUCCCCUUGUCAAACUAACCGCGAACGACCCACAAUUACUGGCAAACCUCCCACCCGAAAGUCUAUAUAACUCAGACUUCUUGCGUUUCCAUGACUCUAGCACUACCAAGACUCUGGGUAUCAAAUGGAAUGCCCUAACUGAUUCAUUCAGUUACACCCUCAGCGCUAUUCCAACCGACCAGCCUAUGAGCAAACGCAAAGUUCUCUCCGCCGUCGCUCAACUAUUCGAUCCUGCAGGAUGGGUUGCUCCUGUAGUGAUCAAGUCGAAAAUUCUGAUGCAGCAACUUUGGCUUGAAGGGCUGGAUUGGGAUGACGAACUAAGCUCGGAAACUCUGGGAAAAUGGAAUUCUCUGGUCUCUGACUUGGGUCACAUUGGGUCGAUUUCCGUUCCCAGAUGGCUGCAGUACCAUCCCUCUGAUACCGUGGAGAUUCAUGGGUUCUCUGACGCAUCUCAAGCGGCAAUGUGUGCAUGCGUAUACAUUCGGUGUCAGACCUCCAAGUCUGUAGUGUUCUCGAAUUUGUUCGUGGCGAAAAGUAAAGUGGCUCCUCUGAAGCCUGUAUGCCUUCCACGUUUGGAACUCAAUGGUGCCUUCCUCCUAGCGAAACUUGUCAACUAUGUGGUGUGCUCGUUCGACAUGAACAUUAGUGGCAUCACGCUUUGGACAGAUUCGUCUAUUGUUCUUGGUUGGUUAACAAAACCACCAUGGACCUGGGAAACAUACGUGGCAAAUCGAACUUCCAAAAUUCAUGAUCUUCUACCAGAGGGAACAUGGCGACAUGUACCCACCCACGACAAUCCAGCCGACCUCGGUACGAGAGGCUGUAGGCCGCAAGACCUCGCUUGCAAUUCAUUUUGGUUUCAUGGCCCGAAUUGGCUGACAAACCCACCGUCAGAAUGGCCAGACAGAAACCCUUUGAUCUCUCCCGAAAUGAGAAAGCGCCUGAAUAUUCAGGUUAUGCACGAAACGGUAGAAGAUCCGGACAUCUUGCUUAGAUUUUCGUCAUAUCCCCGAGCAUUGAGAGUAGUGUCUUAUAUGCUUAGAUUCUGUCAUAACUGUCUUAGUGGACGCAGGGGUACCACGAGGAUUUCCUCUUCGAUUCUUACCCAAGAGGAGGUAAAACGCACAAAAUUUCGCCUCAUAAUGUUGGCACAGAUGAAAUGGUACCCAGAGGAGUACAAGCAGAUCAGUAGAUCUGAAGAAUUGUCCAACAAAAGCUCACUGCUCUGUCUAAAUCCCUUUUUAGACCAGGAAAGAGUCCUUCGUGUGAAUGGUCGUCUCGCUGCCUGUUCUUUACCCUAUAAUGAACGUUACCCCAUCAUACUUCCUGGGAACUCUCGGCUUUGCCAUUUAUAUCUACUCCAUUUGCACGAAUUUCUCGCUCACGGUGAAUGCAUCCUCAUGUGCCGGAUGAUUCAAACGGAGUUUCACAUCUCACGUCUCAAACCAAGGGUGAAAGGCAUUAUUCAUAAGUGCAAAACCUGCAUCAUAUUCAGGAAACGAUCUUGCGUCCAGAUAAUGGCUCCGCUCCCUCCUGACAGAUGCACCAUUACACCAGCAUUUCACGUGACUGGUAUAGAUUUUGCAGGACCCUUUGAGAUUAAAAGUUCAUCUCUACGCCGAUCCCCUCUCUUGAAAGGCUAUGUGAGCAUUUUCGUGUGCUUCGCCACCAAGGCCGUACACUUGGAGCCAUGCUCCGAGCUUUCCACGGCGGCAUUUGAGGCCGCUUUUUCUCGUUUUCUUGGGAGGCGAGGCCUACCUAGAAAGGUAGUAUCGGAUAAUGGCAGAAAUUUCGUAGGUGCAAGUCGAAAGAUGCUGAAAGAAUUCAGAAGUUUCAUUCAGGUAGCAGCGAGUGACAUUGCUGGAAAGUACGCUACCCAAGGCUUUGAGUGGCAGUUUAUACCCCCCCAUGCUCCACAUAUGGGUGGCCUUUGGGAAUCGGCCGUGAAGUCAUUCAAACACCAUUUCAAACGAGUAGCAGGCGCUCAUCUCUUCACUUUCGAGCAAUUCGCUACCGUUCUCGCUCGGAUUGAAGGAGUUCUAAACUCCCGUCCAAUCUCUGCUGUCUCUGAGGAUCCGAACGACCUCACAGCUUUGACUCCCGGACACUUUUUGAAAGGCUCACCAAUUGUGGCUUUUCCCGAGCCUCUUGCUCCAGACCUCUCCCUUAUAAACAGGUGGCAGAGACUGAAGGCGAUACAUCACCAGUUCGCUAUUCGAUGGAAAGAAGAGUACCUCAAAGCUCUUCAAAAGCGAUACAAGUGGAAAACCACUUCUCCCAAUAUAAAGGUCGGCGAUCUCGUAGUCGUAAUGGACGAUCUACUGCCGCCUAGCGACUGGCGACUCGGAAGAGUGGCUAGGACGCAUAAUGGUCCCGAUGAAAAUGUAAGAAUAGCCGAUGUCCGUAUCGCCUCGGGCAUCAUUACUCGACCGAUUGUCAAAUUGUGCCACUUGCCCUUGCUCGAUCAACCCCAAUAA
Messenger RNA from Stomoxys calcitrans (stable fly), 5364 nucleotides. RefSeq lists its product as uncharacterized. Gene Ontology annotation, molecular function: nucleic acid binding; aspartic-type endopeptidase activity. The coding region runs from base 1 to 5364 and encodes 1787 amino acids. Gene Ontology annotation, biological process: DNA integration; proteolysis. Lineage: Eukaryota; Metazoa; Arthropoda; Insecta; Diptera; Muscidae. The record is from RefSeq and is a predicted model, not a curated record. The transcript has a single exon.